AUGGAUGCACCUCAAAGCAGAGAUACAACGACAGACUCUAAGACUGAAGGUCGACGGAGGAUCAGCAAAGUUGGAGGUUUAGUUCUGUGAGUGUCACCUUUUACAGAUGCUGCAUAUCAUCCUCAUCUGGAGGUCAAAUCUCAGUGUGCAGACUCAUCUUUGUCUUUAAAGCCAAAGACAAAAGAAGAAGAAGAAGAAGAAGAAGAAGAAGAAGAAAAAAGAGCGAAGUCCUCCGCUUCACUUCAGCAAACGUAGAGGAGAAAAAACUUCCAAGAAGAUCCAGAUAUCCUGGAACAAAAAGGUCACCGAAUCUGAGGACUCUCAGUGA
Messenger RNA from Xyrichtys novacula (pearly razorfish), 328 nucleotides. The record is from the annotation of a GenBank genome assembly. Lineage: Eukaryota; Metazoa; Chordata; Actinopteri; Labriformes; Labridae.